Messenger RNA from Symbiodinium necroappetens, 9240 nucleotides. Lineage: Eukaryota; Dinophyceae; Suessiales; Symbiodiniaceae. The record is from the annotation of a GenBank genome assembly.
AUGCGUAUCGGUGUACCAAAAGAGACCAAGGUUCAUGAAUAUCGAGUGGGGUUAUCACCUGCCAGCGUGGGUGAACUGAACGCUCAUGGGCAUGAAAUCUGGGUAGAGACAGAUGCCGGCACCUCGAUCGGUUUUGAUAACGAUCAUUAUCGUGCGGCAGGGGCAAAAAUUGUUGACAGGGCAGCCGCCUUCACAACAGAUAUGGUGGUGAAGGUUAAAGAACCUUCGCUGGCUGAGUGCGCGCAACUGCAGCGGGAUCAGAUUCUGUUUACCUAUCUGCAUCUCGCUGCAGCCCAGGCACAAGCCCACGCGCUGAUGGAUCGUGGCGUCACUGCGAUAGCUUACGAGACGGUCGAAGAUGCCGCUGGCCGCCUGCCGCUGUUAUCACCGAUGAGUGAGGUGGCUGGUCGGAUGUCAAUUCAGGUAGGCGCCUACGCUUUGCAGAAAGCUGCCGGUGGCCGAGGUACCCUGCUUGGUGGUGUGCCGGGUGUUGCGCCGGGGAAAGUGGUUAUUCUCGGCGGCGGCAUGGCCGGUACCAAUGCAGCGUAUAUGGCGGUCGGGAUGCACGCGGAUGUGACUAUUCUGGAUAAGUCUGUCGACCGAUUGCGUGCUUUGUCGACAGAGUUUGGCGGUCGCGCCAAAGUGUUGAUGGCCUCGCGGGAAAAUAUUGCACAAUGUGUACGCAGCGCAGAUCUGGUGGUUGGUGCGGUAUUGGUGCCCGGCGCAAGUGCGCCAAAGCUGGUGGAUCGGCUUUUGUUGAGUGAAAUGCUGCCGGGUUCUGUGCUGGUGGACAUCUCCAUUGACCAGGGGGGGACUUUUGAGUCCAGCCGUCCGACCUCACACGAUCAACCCACCUACAUUGACCAGGGUGUUGUGCAUUACUGUGUGACAAAUAUGCCCGGAGCCGUUGCGCGCACCGCGACAGAAGCCCUGAACAACGUCACCCUGCCUUAUGUCCUGGCCAUUGCGGAUAAAGGUUGGCGCGUUGCUCUGGCUGAUAUCCCUGGUUUUGCUAAAGGUCUGAAUGUCUCCGAGGGUCGCAUAUGUCAUCCGGAAGUUGCCAAAGCGCUGGGGAUCGAUAUGAAAGAGGUACCGGUAAGUACAUUACAUAACGAGUUUCCACCGGGGUCGGUGGAGGCGAAAGACAUGCAGCACAUGCUGCACCCCACCACAAACCUGAAGCUGCACGCGCAGAAGGGCCCGCUGGUGAACGAGCGUGCCCAAGGCGUUUACAUGUGGGACAACCAUGGCAAGCAGUACCUUGAAGGGAUGGCCGGUCUCUGGUGCACCGCGCUGGGAUACGGUAACGAAGAGCUUGCUGACGUUGCUGCCCAGCAGAUGAAAAAGAUGUCGUACUCACAGCUCUUCGCCGGUAAAACUAACGAGCCGUCUGUGUUGUUGGCGGAAAAGCUUGUCGCGAUGGCCCCAUUCGAUGCAUCAAAGGUUUUCUUCGGUCUUUCCGGCAGCGAUGCAAACGACACGCAGAUAAAGUUGAUGUGGUAUUACAACAACGCUCUGGGUCGGCCUGAAAAGAAAAAGAUCAUCAGUCGUACGCGCGGUUAUCACGGGGUAACCAUAGGCAGUGGUUCGCUCACAGGUCUGCCGGCUUUUCAUAAUGCUUUUGAUCUGCCGAUGCCUGGCGUUGUGCACACGGAUUGCCCGCAUUUUUACAGCGAAGGUCACCCAGGGGAAACUCAGACGCAGUUCGUUGAUCGAAUUGUUAACAACCUGGAAGAGCUGAUUUUAACCGAAGGCCCUGAGACCAUUGCUGCGUUUGUGGCUGAACCGAUUCUCGGUGCAGGCGGAGUGAUAGUGCCGCCUGCAGGUUAUUACCCGAAGGUUCAAGCCGUGCUUGAUAAGUACGAGAUUCUCUUCAUUGAUGACGAGGUUAUCUGCGGAUUUGGUCGUACCGGGCAAGCUUUUGGUGCGCAAACCAUGGACAUAAAACCUACUACCAUGAGUGUGGCAAAAGCGCUUUCUUCGGCUUAUCUGCCGAUCAGUGCGGUGCUGCUGCCGGAGUUCAUGUUUGACGCCUUUACACAGGUCUCAGAUGAACUUGGUGUGUUUGGGCAUGGCUUUACCUACUCCGGGCAUCCGGUCUGUGCUGCGGUCGCGUUGCGUAAUCUCGAGAUUAUGGAGGAGCGCGCCCUGUUUGCCCACGCCGCCGAUGUUGGCGCCGUUAUGCAGUCUCGAUUGCAGGAAUUUGCCGAUCACCCGCUGGUGGGAGAAGUGCGUGGUGAAGGUUUGAUUGCCGGCGUGGAAUUGGUCAAAGAAAAGCAGCCCCGGGUUCCGUUUCCGCUCAGCCAGGGCGUAGCAGCCUACUGUGCGGCAGCUUGUCAGGAAGCUGGUCUGAUUGUACGUAACAUUGGCGAUACUAUAGCUUUCUGUCCGCCGCUGAUUAUUACUGAGGCACAGAUUCAUGAAAUGGCGGAUAAGUUCACAGCUGGCCUGAACGAUACACUGGCCUGGGCGGAAGGCAUUGAGCUUAUUUUUGGCGUGCCUGGCGAAGAAAACGCCGACUUCAUGAUGUCGUUAGAAAAAUCUGAGACCAUACGCUUUGUGCUCACCCGCCAUGAGCAAGGCGCCGCCUUUAUGGCUGAAAUUUAUGGCCGUCUCACAGGUAAUCCGGCAGGGUGUCUCGGUACGCUCGGCCCGGGUGCGACUAAUCUGAUCACGGGUGUUGCCGAUGCCGAUAUGGAUCGCGCGCCCAUGCUGGUCCUGACCGGCCAGGGUUCUACAGAACGCCUGCACAAAGAGUCUCACCAGGUCAUGGAUGUGGUGGCGAUGUUUGAACCGGUGACCAAAUGGGCAACGUCCAUACUGCAUCCCAACACGAUCCCCGAGGUUGUGCGUAAAGCUGUGCGCCUGGCAAGAACUGAAAAACCGGGUGCUGUGCACAUCGAACUGGCUGAAGACCUUGCCAAGCAUGAGACGCCGGCAUUGCCCAUCGAGCCGCGGCGUUUCCGUCGUCCAGUGCCGGCAGAUAAGAUUGUUGACACUGCGUUUGACCUUCUGAAGAAAGCAAAAAAACCGGUGAUCAUUGCAGGCAAUGGCUGCAUUCGUCGGCGUGCCAGUAAACAGUUGCGGCAGUUUUGUGAAACGACCGGCAUAGGUGUCAUCAGCACGUUCAUGGCCAAAGGAGCCGUGGAUAUGGACAGUGAAUACUGUCUCUAUACCGUGGGUUUGGGCAGUAAAGACCGUAUGAAUCUGGUGCUUGAUGAGGCGGAUCUGGUACUGACCCUUGGUUUCGAUAUGGUGGAAUACCAUCCUCAGCUAUGGAAUCCCGGGCGCGACAAAAGUAUUGUUCAUGCGGAUUUUCUCCCGGCAGAAAUUGACGAGUACUAUCACCCUGAAGUGGAAGUUGUGGGUGAUCUUGCCCAUUUUCUGUGGAUGAUGAAUGAGCGCCUGCAAGCACACGGUCCUAUUCAAUUUGAUCUUGCCCACCAGCGCGAAGCGCGCGCGGCAAUGUCUGCUGAUCUUGCUGAAUAUGCACAAGAUACCCAGGUGGGUUCAAUCCGGCCGCAGAAAGCACUAUGGGAUUGUCGACAGGUGCUGGGACCGGAUGAUGUGUUGCUGUCUGACGUUGGUGCGCACAAAAUGUGGAUCGCGCGUCAUUAUCACUGCCAUGAGCCGAACACCUGUCUGAUUCCCAACGGAUUCUGUUCCAUGGGGUUUGCCCUUCCCGGCGCCAUAGCUGCUUCGUUGGUAUAUCCUGAGCGUAAGAUUCUUGGCAUUGCCGGCGAUGCGGGUUUCCUGAUGAAUGUGCAGGAAAUGGAAACCGCAAAGCGACUCAACUGCAAUCUGGUGAUGAUGGUGUGGGAAGAUCACGCCUAUGGUCUGAUUGCCUGGAAACAGGACAAUGAGUUCGGACGCCAUACGGACCUGAGCUUUGACAAUCCUGAAUGGAUGGGCUUGGCGCAGUGUUUCGGCUGGCACGGACAUCGUUGUGAGGACAGUGCGCAAUUGCAGGACACACUUGAAGCUGCGUUUGCAGAAUCGGGCCCGAGUCUUGUUGUGAUCCCCAUAGACUAUCGGGAAAACUCAUUGCUGACGCAUCAAAAAUGGAAGCUGCUGGGCGCGCUGUUGGUGCUGCUCGGGGUGUCCGUCUCAGCGGCUGAAGUGGUGAUCAGUGACGAUGGACGGCAGAUUCAAAUCAACGGCGACGGCACCUGGGUGCAGUUAUCCAAAGAUCGAUACGCAAUAAACGCAGCCGGUGAACGGAUUCGCCUGAAACCCGAUGGCACCUGGAGUUUGCUGGGCGAUGCUAUACCUGAGGAUGCCCGAGGGGCGGUUGCUUUAACGCCCAUCAGUGCUGCGCUCGAAAGCACAUUGUUUUUAUCUAAAGUUGAAAUUCUCAAACGCCGUAUAGAGCGGGCCAAAUCCACGCAUGCGGAGGUGCGCACCGUCUACUACCUGCAGGUGGUCAAUGACAGUCCCGCGGACAUUAGUCUGGAUAACUCGUUGUCCGCCAAGCUCUUACCGGGUAGCUCUUCCGGUGCAGAGUUUGACGUUAUCUCAGUCAGUUUUCCGACCGGCCUGAUAAAACCCGGUGAACGCGAAACGAUCGAGGUUGUUGCCGAUGGUGCACCGCGCUGGUUCGGUGUUAAGGCGAUGACCCUGGAAGUAGCCGCUGGUGCAUUAGAUAUGGCCAUUCUUAACAGCUCCAUCGACACCCGUAGUGAUGCGUUUGCCCUGAACGACGCGCAUAACCGCAAGUUGCGUGGUGAACUGCGGGCACUGGUUGCACAGAUCUCUCUGGGCGGUGAUGAAAGAUCUCGAUCACGACAUCAAAGCCGCGGCAAGCUGCUCCCCAGAGAACGUAUAGAUCGCUUGUUAGAUCCGGGGGCUGCCUUUCUCGAGGUUGGCCAACUUGCCGGCUACGAACUGUAUGACGAUAACAUUCCCAGUGGCGGCAUCAUCACCGGUGUGGGUUGUGUGGCUGGCCAGCCCUGUAUGAUUGUUGCUAAUGAUGCCACCGUUAAAGGCGGCACCUAUUAUCCCAUCACGGUAAAGAAACACCUGCGUGCCCAGGAAAUUGCAAUGGAGAAUUCGCUGCCAUGUAUUUACCUGGUGGAUUCAGGUGGGGCUUUUCUGCCCCUGCAGGCGGAUGUCUUCCCAGACAAAGAUCACUUUGGUCGGAUUUUCUAUAAUCAGGCCAACAUGUCUGCACGGGGCAUACCGCAAAUUGCCGUCGUUAUGGGCUCGUGUACCGCCGGCGGCGCUUAUGUGCCAGCCAUGUGUGAUCAGGCGAUCAUCGUCAAAGAUCAGGGCACCAUAUUCCUGGGAGGGCCGCCCCUGGUUAAAGCCGCCACCGGAGAAGUGGUUGAUGCUGAAACGUUGGGGGGUGGUGAAGUCCACAGCCGCACCUCUGGCGUAGUGGAUUAUCUGGCGGAUAACGAUGAACACGCGCUGCUCCUGGCCCGUGAAGCAGUUGCCCACAGUCACCAGCAAUUUGGCUCCAGUGUAACCACUCAGCAGGUUCGAGCGCCGCGUUAUGCGGCAGAAGAGUUAUAUGGCGUGAUGCCCACAGAUACGCGCACACCGUUUGAUGUGCGUGAGGUUAUUGCGCGCCUGGUAGAUGAUUCAGAAUUCCACGAAUUUAAAAAGUUGUAUGGAGAAACGCUGAUUUGCGGGUUUGCCCAUGUUCAGGGUAUGCCGAUUGCGAUAGUUGCUAACAACGGUAUUCUUUUUUCGCAAAGUGCGGUGAAAGGUGCUCACUUUAUCCAGCUGGCAGACCGCCGUGGUAUACCGUUGCUGUUUCUACAGAACAUCACCGGCUUUAUGGUCGGGCAAAAAUAUGAACACCAGGGCAUUGCCAAAGACGGCGCAAAAAUGGUCACCGCCGUGGCGUGUGCCAAGGUGCCUAAGUUUACGGUGGUCAUUGGUGGGUCGUUUGGGGCCGGUAACUAUGCCAUGUGCGGGCGUGCGUAUGGCGCGCGUAUGCUGUGGACCUGGCCAAAUGCGAGAAUUUCCGUGAUGGGCGGCGAGCAGGCUGCACAUGUUCUGGCCACUGUCCGGCAGGAUGGCCUGGAUGCUCGCGGUGACACCUGGGCGGAUGCAGAUAAACAGUCGUUUAUGCAGGGUAUCCGUGACGCCUAUGAUGCAGAGGGGCACCCUUUCUACGCGUCCGCCCGACUUUGGGAUGAUGGUGUUAUCGACCCGGCGGAUACCCGCCAGGUUCUGGCAUUAGCGUUACAGAUUGCAACCCAGCAGUCGCAUCAACCGCAGUCAGACUUCGGCAUCUUCAGGCGUCUUGGUAUCCGCACGGUUGCCGUCUAUUCACAAGCGGAUGCACAGGCACUGCACGUGCGCAGUGCUGACAGCGCUAUCUGUAUUGGUCCUGCAAGUGCUGCGGAAAGUUAUCUGAAUGUUGAAGCAGUGCUUGACGCCGCGCGGCAGAGCAAUGCGGAUGCGAUCCAUCCCGGUUACGGUUUUCUGUCGGAAAAUGCGGAGUUUGCGCUGGCUUGUGAGCAUGCGGGGAUCAUCUUCGUUGGCCCGCCUGCAGAAGCGAUUAGAACCAUGGGUUCAAAAACCGCUGCGAAACAGCUGAUGCAAUCUGCGGGGAUCCCGAUACUGCCUGGUUAUCAUGGAGACGAACAGGAUGCAGACUUUCUUGCAGCCCAGGCUGCUGAAAUUGGUUACCCGCUGCUGAUCAAAGCUUCCGCCGGCGGCGGCGGCAAAGGUAUGCGCCUGGUCACACAGGCAUCAGAAUUUGCUGAUCAACUGGCGGGUGCUAAACGAGAAGCCAAGGCUGCAUUUGGUGACGAUGUUGUGCUGCUUGAACGUUAUCUUACGGCGCCAAAACACAUUGAAGUCCAGCUUAUGGCAGAUCAGCAUGGUGACGUUGUGCAUCUGUUGGAACGGGACUGUUCGGUACAACGGCGUCACCAGAAAGUGGUUGAAGAAGCACCCGGGCCUACGGUGUCACCGCAAUUACGCAACCGUCUGGGUCAAACGGCUGUUAUGGUUGCUAAACAGGUAGGUUAUGUGGGCGCCGGGACGGUGGAAUUCAUCGCGGAGGGUGACGAAUUCUAUUUCAUGGAAAUGAACACCCGUCUUCAGGUUGAACAUCCGGUAACUGAGGCGAUUACCGGAUUAGACCUGGUGGAGAUGCAGCUUAAUGUUGCUGCGGGUAAACCUCUGGGAAUGAAUCAAUCUGACGUUAAGCUUGAUGGUCAUGCCAUAGAGGUGCGGUUGUACGCUGAGAAUCCGGCCAAACACUUUUUACCUUCCACCGGCAAGCUGGUGAGGUUUGAAACACCCCGCUCCAUUCGGGUUGAUACAGGCGUGCAGGCAGGCGAUAGCGUCAGCCCGCACUACGACCCGAUGCUGGCGAAGCUGAUCGUUCAUGCGCCCCAUCGUGACGCGGCCAUAGACCAGUUGGUAAGCGCCUUGCGUCAAUGCAGGAUUGCAGGGAUAGAUCAUAACCUGGGCUAUCUGGUUGGUAUGUUAAACCACCCACUGUUUAAAUCAGGGGCGUAUACGACGGGAAUCGCUGACGCCAUUCAUGGUGAAGUAGUGCCUGAUUGUAAGAAUGAGUUUGCAGCCUCUGCCGGUGAGUUUGUAUUAGCUGGCGGCUCUGAGCAUAAACCGUUCACAACAGGUCUGCCCUGGACGGGUAGUGGAUUCCGCCUGAAUCAGGAUGCGGUGCGCAAAGUUGUGCUUCGACAGGGUAAGUUGGAAUACCUGAUUAACAAAGGUCUGGACACGACCCUGGUGAAUGGUGAGGCAGUUGUCCGGAUGAACCCACAACUGACAGAAGUCCUGGCUGAUGGCGAUUUUCUGUAUGUCAUGGCUGAUGGCCAUACGGAAAAAUAUAUCGACCUCACAGAUGAUAUGAGUCGUUAUCAGAAUCAGACCCUGACAGCGGCUGGAAUUGUUGCUCCGAUGCCUGGUGCGGUGAUCGCGGUGAACGUGAAGGUGGGCGAGCGCGUGAAAGUCAACGAUGUGGUGGUGGUGGUUGAAGCCAUGAAAAUGGAACACGGUAUCCGUGCGACAAAAAACGGCGUUGUCAGAAGUGUGAUGUGCGCGGUUGGCGAUCGCGUUGAGGAAGGCCUGGAACUGGUUGAUAUCCACAGCUUACCUGAUUUUGACUUCGGUCAUGGUGAAACCAUUAAUCUCCUGCGCGACAGCGUUGCCCAGUUUGCCGCCAAAGAGAUCACACCCCGCGCCCAGGAAAUAGAUCAACAGAAUCUGUUUCCACGUGACCUGUGGGGCAAGCUAGGCGAGCUUGGGGUUAUGGGUAUGACCAUUGAGGAGCAGUACGGAGGCGUGAACCUCGGCUAUCUCGCUCAUACCGUGGUGAUGGAAGAAAUCAGCCGGGCCUCUGCAUCGGUUGGUCUGUCUUAUGGCGCCCAUUCGAAUCUCUGUGCCAACCAGAUUCGCCGGUUUGGCAAUGACGAACAAAAACAGAAAUAUCUCCCCGGGCUUGUGUCGGGCCAGUAUCUGGGCGCGCUGGCCAUGAGUGAGCCGGGCGCGGGUUCGGAUGUGGUGGGCAUGUCGCUGCGCGCCCGCGAAGAUGGCGAUAACUAUGUUUUGAACGGCAACAAAAUGUGGAUAACCAAUGGCCCCGGUGCGGAUGUCCUUGUGGUUUAUGCCACCAUCGAUCCAGCCCUUGGUUCUAAAGGCAUUACCGCGUUCCUGGUUGAAAAGGACCUGGCAGGGUUCAGUACGGGAGUGAAGCUGGAUAAAUUAGGCAUGCGCGGUUCUGACACGGCAGAACUGAUUUUUGAAGACUGCCGUGUGCCGAAGACACAGAUUCUGGGUCAGGUUGGUAAAGGUGUGCAGAUUCUCAUGAGCGGGCUGGACUAUGAGCGCGUCGUGCUUGCUGGCGGCCCCCUGGGCAUCAUGCGCAGCGCGCUGGAUGUGGUGAUGCCUUAUCUGCAUGAACGCAGCCAGUUUGGUCAGGCGAUUGGACAGUUCCAACUGAUGCAGGGCAAAGUGGCAGAUAUGUAUACCGAAAUGAACGCGGCGAGAGCUUAUGUCUAUGCGGUGGCUCAGGCCUGUGAUGCGGGCCGUACGACACGGUUUGAUGCGGCGGGAUGUAUUCUGUUUGCUGCAGAAAAGGCGACACAGAUAGCGCUCCAGGCAAUUCAAUGUCUGGGCGGCAAUGGUUACAUCAAUGACUAUUCCACGGGGCGGUUGCUCAGGGAUGCUAAGCUUUACGAAAUCGGCGCGGGUACCAGCGAAAUCCGACGUAUGCUGAUUGGUCGCGAGUUGUUCGACGCCACUGCCGUCUAG